CUUAUGACCGUAUUUCUUCUGUACAAGCACCGAAGAAAGGUCUUCAUUUCAUCGUCUUUCCCAGCUUUCUGUACACUCUCUUUCACACUACUUCUAACCUCACCCUAUGGAGCCCCAUAUCUGUUCUGUGGGUUUCGCUUCCUUGGACUAAUAAUGGCUAUUGAGGCUUCCCCUUCUCCUCCUCUUUGCUGUUCUGGUUAGUGCCGUUGUUUUUCCUCUGCGAUAUUUACCAGUGCUCCAAGGGGUGUUCAUGGUUUUUCCAUUUUAUUGUCUGGUUCCUCUUCAUUUGCUUACUCUUGAGCUCUAAUUGGUCUAGUUAGUUGCAGAUUGGAGGGCUCUAUUAAUGGGUAUUAAUGGGGGUUUUUUUUUUUUUCUUAAAUAAGUAGUUCUCCGGCUAUGCUUCACUCUGUUUAACCCAACCCCCUUAUAUCUUGGGUCUGGAUUUCGUCUACCUUAUUCCCCAGAAUCCUGUUUUUUUUUUUUUUUUUCUUUUCUUUUGUGUGUGUCUGAGUCUUAUUGAUUCAAAAAGCCAGUUCGGCCUUUCUUGUUUCCUUUGCAAAACAUUGCUUUGUCUGCAUUUACCAACAUUACUUUGCGUGUAUUGUUCACUUGAAUCUUGACAAUUGCAAUAUUGAAUUGUGGUUUUUCUAUAUCUUCUUUUUAAGCUGUUAUUUCCCCUGAACUUCUUUUGUCUGAACCCAAAGUUCCAUAAUUAUCGUCUCAAAUGCCUCCAUCCUACUUUCCUCUGCGGUGGGAGAGCACCGGAAACCAGUGGUGGUAUGCGUCUCCCAUUGACUGGGCCGCUGCUAAUGGCCAUUACGAUCUGGUCAGGGAGCUCCUCCACAUUGACCCCAACCUACUCAUCAAGCUCACCUCCCUCAGGCGAAUCCGCCGGCUUGAGACCGUCUGGGACGACGAGGCUCAGUUCAAAGACGUCGCAAAAUGCCGCUCUCAGGUUGCCCGGAAGCUUCUACUUGAGUGUGAAAGUAAGAGAGGGAGCAACUCUCUCAUACGAGCUGGCUACGGUGGAUGGCUUUUGUAUACCGCUGCCUCGGCUGGGGAUGUGACUUUUGUCCAGGAACUGCUCGACAGAGAUCCUCUCCUUGUGUUCGGGGAAGGAGAAUAUGGUGUUACUGAUAUAUUUUACGCUGCUGCCAGAAGUAAGAAUUCUGAGGUCUUCAGGCUCCUAUUUGAUUUCUCAGUAUCACCAAGGUGUUUGAUGAGCAGCGGAGGAGUUUUAGAAGAACAACCAGCCGGACCUCCUCCCGUUUUUAGGUCAGAAAUGGUCAGCAGAGCUGUUCAUGCUGCGGCUAGAGGAGGGAAUUUAGAGAUUCUGAAGGAUCUUCUAGGGGACUGCACUGAUAUUUUGGUCUACAGGGAUGCUCAGGGCUCUACCGUCUUGCACGCAGCCGCCGGAAGAGGACAGGUUGAGGUAGUCAAGGAUCUGGUGGCGUCCUUCGAUAUAAUUACCUCCACAGACAAUCAAGGGAACACAGCAUUACAUUUGGCUUCUUACAGGGGCCACUUGCCUGUGGUAGAGGCUCUAAUUAUUGCAUCUCCCUCUUCCAUCUCUUUAACAAAUAAUGGAGGAGAUACUUUCCUCCAUAUGGCUGUAUCCGGUUUCAGAAUGCCUGGUUUCCGAAGAUUGGACCAACAGAUUGAGCUCAUGAAGCAAUUGAUUUGCGGAAAGAUUGCAAACAUUCAAGAUGUCAUCAACAUCAGAAACAAUGAUGGAAGAACAGCUCUUCAUAUGGCUGUGCUUGGGAAUAUUCAUUCUAACCUUGUGGAACUCUUAAUAACCGCACCAUCAAUCAAUCUAAACAUCUGUGACAUAGAUGGCAUGACCUCACUUGAUCUACUUAGCCAACGGCCACAAUCUGCUUCCUCGGAGUUAUUGAUCAAACAGUUGAUUUCUGCUGGUGGGGUCUCUAGUUGUCAAGGUUGUAUGGCGAGAAGUUCCAUUGUUUCUCACCAAAAAAUGCAAGGUAUUGGAGGCAGUCCUGGAACUUCUUUUAGAGUCACCGAUGCAGAGAUAUUCUUGUAUACAGGAAUCGAGAAUGCAUCAGAUGCUGGUGAUCAGAUCAGUGAAACAUGCUCAAGUGAACUGAGUAACUUGGAUUCAGUUGAUGGGAAUCAUAGCACUUUGGAUGGUAAAAAACAAAGCUCAGUAAAUUAUGCAAAGAGACGCCUGAAAAUUCUACUUCGAUGGCCUGGCCGGAAAGAGAAGAAAUCUGAAGGUUCCAAGAAGUUGGGAGAUGACGACCCAAUGGCAUCCUAUAGAAAAUGGAGCGAUUUAGAAGAGAUUCCGACUCCACUCAGGCAGCAAUUCUCAAAACCAUCAUCACUUCCAAACAAUAAAAGGGUUCUGCCCGUCAUAAGCAAUCUUCCAAGUCCAUCCACCAAGAAGAAGUUUGCAGCAGGGCUAAUGCAUGGUGUUAUUCAGGCCUUUCCAUAUAUAACUAAAUCAGACCGAUCACCUUCAAGUUCUUUCUCGAUAUCGACAAGGUCUUCACCUAUUUCAUUGGAUAGACAAAAGGGCAUUCAUUCUAGAAACGAGAGUGCAGGUCCCUCUUGCUCAAACCAAUCCUUGGAUGAUGAUGGAACACUGAACAUGAACCAAAAGCCAGCCUCGGUUAAUAAGAAGCUAAUGAACCAUUAUUUCUGUUUUGGUGCACAAGACCUAGCACUGGAAGACCCUGUUAACGCUCUUGGGUCAAAUCAGGGUCACAAGCGAUCAUUGCUAUCAAUUGCUUGAUGAAAAUUUAGAAGAAGAUACAAGAUGUGGAGGUAUUGAGGAAUGAAGCAAAGUUCUUACUUCUUACACAGACUAAGAGUUUACCCUGUUGUGCAUUUAAGAUAUGUAAUGCCAAUAACUAUUCCUUAGAUACUGGAUUUAAGUUAGUUGUGUGCUUGUAUAAAGUAAGCUACUUUCUUUCUCUCUAAUUGUAACUCUGAAUCAUGCUCAAGAAAUAUUAGGAGACGACUGGUGUAGAAUGUUGAACUUAUCUUGUUAUUGGUCUAAAAUCUGAACAAAGCUUUUUUUUUUGUUUUUCU
Nelumbo nucifera (sacred lotus) is the source of this 3054-nucleotide messenger RNA. RefSeq lists its product as uncharacterized. NCBI's taxonomy places the organism in Eukaryota, Viridiplantae, Streptophyta, Magnoliopsida, Proteales, Nelumbonaceae. Gene Ontology annotation, molecular function: protein binding. Gene Ontology annotation, cellular component: plasma membrane. The record is from RefSeq and is a predicted model, not a curated record.